AUGGUCGUUGUCGUCGUUCGUGAUAUUUUUGUUAUUCCCGAUAAGUGGCUGAGGUCUGGACUGAAAUCCCAAGAAGGCUUUUGCUCUGUGCGUUACGUGCCCUCAGUCAAUCAGAACACCGCCCCGGCCGGACCCCAGAAGCCGCUGCGGAGAAGUCCCGCUCCGGCCUAG
Molecule: messenger RNA, 171 nt
Organism: Neurospora tetrasperma FGSC 2508
Lineage: Eukaryota; Fungi; Ascomycota; Sordariomycetes; Sordariales; Sordariaceae
Exons: 2
Coding region: 1-171 (56 amino acids)
Source: RefSeq, a predicted model, not a curated record